This is a messenger RNA of Chrysemys picta bellii (western painted turtle), 1451 nucleotides long. Lineage: Eukaryota; Metazoa; Chordata; Testudines; Emydidae. The record is from RefSeq and is a predicted model, not a curated record.
GUGGCGUCACUUCCCACUGCACCAAUAGGCUGCGGAGGGGCGGGCCGGAGGCGGUAGCCCAGGCCACAGAACCGCACCCACCCACUCCUGUGAUAGGCCCAGAGCCUCCGGCUGAGUCACUGACGGCCUCAAAUCAUGGUUUAAAGAGUUCCUGUGACAGAGACUCCACCAUUCACACUAGUUCAAACCAGCGAGUGACCCAGGCCCCAGGCUGCAGAGGGAGGCGAACUGCCAACCGGCCCUGGGGAAAUUCCUUCCCUGCCCUAAAUCUAGGGAUCAAUUACUGGCCGCAGGCGGGAUGGCAGCACUGUGGAGGUCGUACCAGCGGCUCAUGGCCCAGCACCCCUGGAAAGUGCAGAUCCUCACAGCUGGGUCCCUGGUGGGAGUCGGAGAUGUGAUCUCUCAGCAGCUGGUGGAAAGAAGGGGCCUGAGAGGGCACAGCAGUCGAAGGACGCUGAAGAUGAUGGCCAUUGGCUUCUGCUUUGUGGGCCCUGUGGUAGGAGGCUGGUACCAGCUCCUGGAUCGACUUAUUCCGGGAAACACCAGGAUGGUGGCGUUGAAGAAGAUGGCGCUGGAUCAGGUGGGGUUUGCACCUUGCUUCCUGGGCUGUUUCUUGGCCAUCGCCGGGGCACUCAACGGCCUGUCCGCCGAGGAGAGCUGGGCCAAGAUCCGACGGGAUUACCCGGACGCGCUGCUCACCAACUAUUAUCUCUGGCCAGCCGUGCAGAUUGCCAACUUCUACUUCAUCCCCCUGAACCACAGGCUGGCUGUCGUGCAGGUGGUGGCUGUCGUCUGGAAUUCCUACCUGUCCUGGAAGGCGAACAAGCUGUGAGGCCCCGGGUCCGGCGCCCCUCCCAUCACCCCCUAGUCCGGUCUCCCCCAGUCUCCCGCCCGGCCUGCCCCCCCCCAUGCCGCACCCUCCUCUGCGACUGCCAUAGCGAAGGGCCGUGGGGCUGGCCCCCGCUUUCUGUGCCCUCCACCCAGCCUGGUCUCCCCCAGCUUUCCGCCCGGCCUGCCCUCCCCCACACCGCACCCUCCUCUGCGACUGCCAUAGUGAAUGGCCGUGGGGCUGGCCCAGCAGUGGCUCUUGGGGGAGCUCCAGGAGGCCACAUCACACAGCAACCAUCGAACUGGCCCCCCAGGGCAGCUUCAACAAAGGAACCGCUGGCACGUGGUGCUGGGGGCCUGAGCUGUGCCCCACGGCUGUCCCCAGCACAGGCGGAGAUUGAUUCCUGCCCCACGGCUGUCCCCAGGGUGACUGAGCUGCACCCCAUGGCGCUCCCUGGCGCCGGGGUAGACCGAGCCGUGCCCCAUGGAGGCCCGCGGUGCUGGGGGCCAUCGAGCCGUGCCCCUGGUUGGAGAGCCCCUCCCCCGACAGGCCCCUCUGAGCUGUUGCCCACACAGCCCAGGCAAGCUGGGAAGGAACUGGAGAAAUAAACUCAGUGACUGGC